This is a messenger RNA of Mauremys reevesii (Reeves's turtle), 1228 nucleotides long. RefSeq names its product spexin hormone (gene SPX). Gene Ontology annotation, biological process: positive regulation of gastro-intestinal system smooth muscle contraction. Bases 112 to 468 code for a protein of 118 amino acids. Gene Ontology annotation, cellular component: cytoplasm. The record is from RefSeq and is a predicted model, not a curated record. NCBI's taxonomy places the organism in Eukaryota, Metazoa, Chordata, Testudines, Geoemydidae. Gene Ontology annotation, molecular function: neuropeptide hormone activity. The transcript has 6 exons.
UACUUUUCCUUAAAAAUAUAAUCAGUCUUUGUACCAGAUUUUAAAAGUCAAGACAACUUUAUAUUGGCAAUACACUGUAAUAAGGGAUUGCGUAGACUGACAGCUUCUGCCAUGGCCCUGUUCCUUGCAGCUUCUUUCAUCUCUUACUCCUGGAGUGCUCCUCAGGGUCACUUCCAAAGAAGAAACUGGACUCCUCAGGCUAUGCUCUAUUUAAAGGGUGCACAGGGACGUCGAUUCAUCUCAGAUGAGAGCCAGAGGAAGGACCUCUAUGACAGAUUGCAGCUAGGUUUAGAUCUGAGAAAGUGUGUUGGCUUUGUCUCUCCAGAAACACGCAGCCAAAAUACAAAUCCUAUAUCUCUGUCGGAGGCUGCAGAACUAUUUCUUAACUCUUUACGGAAAGCACAAGAAGUGGAAGAAGAAACCAAUGAUCACCCUGGAUACUUAACAGACAAUCUAUUAAACUGGUGAAAGAUUUCAAGUUGCAUCAACAUGCCCAUUCAUCUCCCUUGAACCCAUGGUCUAUGUAAGCAAAACAUUCUGAUUCAUCUGACUCCACCUGUGUUCUGAAGGAAUAAAGCUUGGACUCAUUUUUGCAUUUUGAAUGCAAAUUGAUUAAAGGAUAUUGUUCAGCUACGGAAACUAUUUUAAAUUUGAUUUCCUAUCUUAAACCACAUUGCGUGCCACCCAAAAUUUAAAAACCACUGGAACAUCUUAACUUACAGGACCCAAACAUCAUACUGAUAUUGAAUUGUUUUUAAUAAUUUUUCCAAAAUCUUCUCAUGGAAAAACUUUCACCAUAUUCCAGCCAACUCUGCAUGUAAACACUUUUUAACCUAUGACAGCAGUUGACUCUUUAACCACCACAUUGCUGGUCCUGAAAUCCACCUGCAGGGCUCUUGCAGUCUAUUGGUGUUCCAGUUAAAUCAAUGAAAUAUUAGAGUGCAUCUAGUAUAUGGGGCAGCAAAGCAGGUGAUUUCUGCUGGAGAUAUUUCAUUCUGUAGCGAACAAUCAACAGGCUACCUAUCUAGGCCUUAAUCCUGCAAAAUUAAAAUAUAUGCUUAUCUUUUAUGUACUGUGAGUAAUCCAAUCAAACUACUCACAGUGUAUAAAGAUAUGCACAUGUGUAAUUUUUACCAGGAUUGGGAGCCUUCCUAAUGAUCAUGGGAUAAAUUCACCACUGUUAUCAGUUGAAGUUUGUUGUGUUGUGCCAGCAGUGAAUCUAGCCACA